Messenger RNA from Mycotypha africana, 261 nucleotides. RefSeq lists its product as uncharacterized. Lineage: Eukaryota; Fungi; Mucoromycota; Mucoromycetes; Mucorales; Mycotyphaceae. The record is from RefSeq and is a predicted model, not a curated record. The transcript is spliced from 2 exons. The annotation marks the transcript as partial.
GAAGACUAUGAAAAUGAAUUGAGCUAUUUCACACAUUACGAUCAAGAAAUGGAAGAGGCAGUCCAAGAGGCCGACAAUGACGACUAUGGCUAUAACUAUGGCUAUAACUAUGGCUACGACGAUAACCACCUUAUGGACGACAGUUUGCUGAAAUUGAUCGUGGAUGUUCAAUCGUACCUUGUAGACGCCUCAAAAGAUUCUCCUUUAUUGGCUCUUCAAUACAAGAUGUACACCUAUCUCAAGCAACGUGCCUUGGAAGUG